GGUACAGCUUCUUAGAUAUCAUCGAUCCUAAUUUCAUUUCAACACUAUUUCUUCUUCUUCUUCUCCGAUACAGCAAACAAAUCUCAUCUCUUCUCUUCUCUCUCUAUGGCUUCCUCCGCCGCCGCUGUCUCAACUUCUUUCCUCCUAACCAAUUCCGGAGUUGGAUCCAUGAAUAAGAUGGAUCACUCUAUGCUCAAGAUCAAACCAUCCUCUUUAUCGCUUCCUCAACGCAGAAUGCACCUUUCUUCAACCAGAAGGCCUCUAAUUGUUCAGGCUACAUAUAGUGAUGGUGGAAGGCCCAACAACACUGCAGGCGUCUUUGUUGGUGGCUUUAUCUUGGGAGGAUUAAUCGUUGGCACUCUUGGCUGUGUGUAUGCACCUCAGAUCAGCAAUGCUAUAACUGGAACUGACAGGAAGGAGUUAAUGAGAAAACUGCCAAAGUUUAUAUAUGAUGAAGAAAAGGCUUUAGAGAAAACAAGGAAAGUACUGUCUAAUAAGAUUGAACAAUUGAACACUGCUAUAGAUGAAAUUUCUUUCCAGCUUCGGACAGGGAACACCCCAAAUGGGGUAGCCAAGAAAUCUGAUGAAGUUGAAGCUACCAAAUGAGAUACUGUUGCUUUGAUGUUGGCUGUUACACUGUUUGCCGAAAAUAUCGUUGGUACAAAAUCCAUUUCGAACUUCUUGUAAUAUCUUUCCAUUUCUUCAUAUAGUAAUAAACUAAGUUGAUGGCAGCCUCUACUAAGUAAAUUUGUCAUUUCGAUUAGAGGUUUCUUGUGCCCUGUUUCUAUCUGUCCUUUUUAGUAAAAGAAUAUGGAAAUAACUCUUAGUUAACUGUUUAUGGUUUGUAUUGUAUUAAUAAUCAGUAUUCAAUUGCUUAGACGGGUGAACAAUGUCACUUUGGAUUCUCCAUAGUAGGAUGUUGUCACUUUUACUGCAAACAUGGAAUAGAUGAUAACUAUGGAUGCAUAUUUUAUGA
This is a messenger RNA of Vicia villosa (hairy vetch), 976 nucleotides long. RefSeq lists its product as uncharacterized. The transcript has 5 exons. Gene Ontology annotation, cellular component: chloroplast thylakoid membrane; chloroplast inner membrane. Lineage: Eukaryota; Viridiplantae; Streptophyta; Magnoliopsida; Fabales; Fabaceae. Bases 106 to 606 code for a protein of 166 amino acids. The record is from RefSeq and is a predicted model, not a curated record.